GACGGAACCGGAAGUGCCGACACGGAGUCUUGUUGACAAAACCAGCUAACCUUUGCUAGAUGGCAUGAUAUUACAUUGACAUUUUACCACCGAUUUGGUCCAUAAUGAGUUCUCCAGAAGACAGACAUGGGACAAAACGACCCGCGUCUCCAAGUGAAGAUGGGUCUACCCAGUGGGCCUCAGCUGAUCUGGGAUCCAAUGAAAGAAGGCAGAAGUUUUUACGGUUGAUGGGCGCUGGCAAGAAAGAACACACCGGGCGCCUUGUUAUUGGUGACCACAAAUCAACAUCCCACUUCCGCAGUGGGCAGGAAGAUAAGAAGAUCAGUGAUCAACUAGAGAUGCAGUACCAGCAAGGUAUGGAUGGGAAGCUGUCGGGCCGGAACCGGAGACACUGUGGCCUGGGUUUUAGCGAGCCUGAGCCAGAGUCGUUUCCCUCCCCUCCAGUGGACAGUCAGACAGAAGCAACUGAGCCAGAGAAGUCUGCCAGUGAAAAAGAGUCCACAGAUGCCCAGGACAAAGCCUGCAAUCCAAACCCAAAGGAACAGACCUCAGACCAGGCGAAGCCUAGCUCAGACAGUAGGAAAGAAGAACGGAAACAUGGCUACAAAACUGCCUUUGUAAAGUCAGUGUAGGUGUGUGGGGAGCAGUUAGUUUUUGUAAUCUCAGAUUUUUACUUUUUGACUUUAUUUGUUUAACUGUAGGCGAUCACCCAUCAUUUUUACUGCGUAGAAAUGGGUUCACUACACAAGCACUCAUCAAGAAUUAAGUCUGCAGGCUAAAACGUCAGCUUUUGGAUCAUGUUAAGAUGGCAAAUGGUCCAGUUUGUAUUUUGUUUCAACAUUAACACACUGCAUUUGCCACAAAUUGUGCUGGACGAAACAGGAUUGCUUGCCAUUCCGCAUGAUUGGUAUACACAUUGUAAAUUUUAUGAUUUCUUGUUUACAAACCAAUAAAAGGAAGUUGUAAUGUU
Molecule: messenger RNA, 970 nt
Organism: Micropterus dolomieu (smallmouth bass)
Lineage: Eukaryota; Metazoa; Chordata; Actinopteri; Centrarchiformes; Centrarchidae
Gene: lg22h11orf58
Product: linkage group 22 C11orf58 homolog
Exons: 5
Coding region: 105-632 (175 amino acids)
Source: RefSeq, a predicted model, not a curated record